UUCCAAGCCCGAGCCGUGGAAGGAGGCAGCUCGCAGCUAUAUAAGAAAGGCUCCGACUGCUUCGCACAGUCCUCGCUUUGGCGGAGCUGAGAAAGGGGGCGGCUGUGCCAAGGCAAGGCAAGGCAAGGCAAGGCAAGGCAAAGCAAGCGCGUGGGUGGCGGGUCCGGGGGCGAGGAGGGUCGCAGAGCCAAGCGAGGGAGAGCCCAAUGCACGGACUAGCCUCCUUCGCAACAUGCUGGAGCUACAGAGGCGCUAACAGGAGUUUGCACACAGCUGCUGAGGCGGGAUUGCAGCGCUCUCUUUCCUUAUGAAGACGGCACAAACUUGGAUUAUCACUUGCUUUUAUCUUCAACUGCUCCUGCUUCAUCCUCUUGUCAAGACCCAAAGUCCCUGUGGGAAUCCUGUGACAGAUGAUGUGAAUGACAUUGCAAAACUGGUUGGAAAUCUUCCAAAUGAUUAUAUGAUAGCCCUUAAAUAUGUCCGGAAGAUGGAUACGCUGCCUAAUCAUUGUUGGUUGCAUUUGAUGGUGCCUGAGCUGUCAAAGAGUCUGAGUAAUCUUCUCAACAAAUUUACAGAAUUUUCAGAUAUGCCAGAUGUCUUGAGUAAUUAUUCAAUUAUCAAUAAUCUUCGAAGGAUCAUCAAUGAUCUAAUGGAAUGCCUGUCAUCUACGAAAUAUAAGAAUUUUAGACAACAUCAUGACCACCUUUAUGAAGAAGGUAGAUUUAUUCCAGAAGAAUUCUUUAAGCACUUUAGUAACACCGUUGAAAGUUACAAAAUAUUGGCAAAAACACCAGUACAAAGUGACUGUGUUUUGCCAUCAACGACAGAGACUCCUCCAAAUGAUUCCAGGCUCAGUGUUACAAAGUCAUUUUUGUCAUAUCCUUUUGCUGCCAGCCAUCUAAAGAAUGACAGCAGUAGCAGUCACAACAACGAAGCAGCAUUGGGUUUCCUCAGUAGCCCUGGAAUGCAAGGAUUGAGCAUAGCGCUAACAUCAUUGGUGACUCUUUUUAUUGGCUUUAUUUUGGGUGCUGUAUGCUGGAAGAAAACAGCCCGGAAACAUAUACUAGAAAGUAACCAGACUACACAAGCUAACAUCUGCCAAGAGGAUAAUGAAAUAAGUAUGCUGCAACAAAAAGACAAAGCCCUUCUACAAGUGUAGCUGUUGCUUUUUAAAAAAUAUACACUGUUACUGUUUCACAUCUGGGCAGCUAACAGUUCCAUGUUUGCUUCAUAAAUGAAGCAGCUUUAAGCAUAUUUGUAUUCCUUUUGGAGUGACAGACUGAGUCUGCAUCUGUUGUUGUUGCCCGUGACUCCAUAUUGAGAAUAGAGAGCUGUGGACAAAGAGUGUGCUACUGUGAAAUCAAUGUUGGAUUAAAUAUCAUCAAAGAAGAGUCUGCGCCGAAAGGAACUGGGUUUUUUUUUCAACAUAUGCAGACAAAUGUGUUUUUUUGCAUCUUGAGGUUUGCAGCAGAUUUUGACCAAUGCAGUAAGUGCAUGAACAAAUUGUUAUGAAUUGAUGUGAAUCAAGCCCAAAGUCACAAGGAAAUUUGCAUUUUAUGUGAAUAUGGAGACUGACUAGGAGAGAAAUGGAUGAGAAUAAUCUUCAGCACUGUACAUAAGACUUGCAAAUAAGGUUAUGCAAUGGACUAAUGUGCUUGCUUGUUUUCACCAGUAGAACUGGGACAUAAUUUUGGAAGGUCACAUAGGUAAUAAGACUGGGUAUGAAAUAAGGUGACAUUGAACUCCAUGUCAGAGAAAUGCAGCUUAUACUUCAGGAGAAGGAAACAUUGGAAAACAGGGCAAGUAUUCUAGGAUGGAAUAUUGAUUGCUGGAUGUUGUGACCUUUUAAGAAAAUGGAAAAGGCAGACUCUGGAAUUGCAAAUUAUUAUGAAUCCUAUUUAAAAUGCUUAUAAAUAUCCUCCUUUCUUGAUAUUUACAAAAAUUCAGAUCUUCUUGAAAAUACCAAGGUUUAGUUUAGCUUUUACUGUAUGUCAUUUAUUUCAAAUGAAUUUUAACAGUAAUACACCUGCCAUCACUUAGCAUUCUCCAUCUAUUAUUAUUACGAUUAUUCUUAGAUCAUCUGAAAUAAAAUGGAAAACUCUUUUCUUAAAUAA
Messenger RNA from Anolis sagrei ordinatus, 2114 nucleotides. It is a transcript of the gene KITLG, whose product is annotated as KIT ligand. Gene Ontology annotation, biological process: positive regulation of cell population proliferation; cell adhesion. Gene Ontology annotation, cellular component: plasma membrane. NCBI's taxonomy places the organism in Eukaryota, Metazoa, Chordata, Lepidosauria, Squamata, Anolidae. The record is from RefSeq and is a predicted model, not a curated record. Gene Ontology annotation, molecular function: cytokine activity; stem cell factor receptor binding.